UUUCGCGGUAUACUAAUUUCGCGACUUUCACGUGUUUCUCUAAGAUUGUAGUAACGUAGCUAGAAAGUUGAGAGUUUUUUACUCUUAAAAAUGGAUGCGAGUAAAAUGGAGUGCAAACGUUUCUAGUCACAGGAUAAUUAAGUUUUUUAAGUGUUUUUAGAAAAAUGGGUUAAUUUCGAAGCUCGUCGUUAUUUUAAUAUCAUGUAGCCAUCAAUGUUACAAGGUGGCUCCAUUCGUCCAGCGCUAGGCGCACAGCCACCACCAAUGAUCUCUCUGCGCAGACCUUUCAAAGUUACCUUCAUUAUUCGUAAACGCAGCAUAUCGCGACCGGAAGAAGAAAUCACGUGAUGUCACGUGACGAGAUUCAGCAAAUCCGUGAUCGGCUUAUGCAACUGGCCGAAGGCACGUCGGGUCAGCGCCUACCUUUCAAUGUAAAACGAAAGGUCGGGCUUUCGCGGCAGUCGUCGAAGACUGCGCCGGUAUCUAAGCAGCUCAGUGUGCAGGACUUCGUUCGAAUGGAUCCAGGGUACACUCCCGAUAUUGAACAUUUGGUAUUCCCUAAUUCCCGAAGGCGAAGUCCGCAACAGGUUGCACCGGCGGUCCCUGUUGCUGAGCCAGGCCCACCCGCAAAUAAGACGCGCUCUCGGCUGGCCGAAAUGUUCGCGUUGAGUCGCCACCUACAGCGGUCUUCAGCAGAACGGCAAGAUAGCAAAAAAGUUAAUAGGAGUUUGGACAGUGCUGAAAUUUCAAAGCUCGCAUCAUACAGUAGGCAAUCGUCGGUCGCAGGCGAUUCAAAUAGGCGAUGGGUCUACAGCGUGGAUGCGCCAGUUCGACAGAGCUCUAUGUCCAAAAUCCUAUCAAAAGUAACCCCAGUAACAACAGAAACUAAGGCUCUUCCUACUAAAAAGAGUAAUGUUUCCAUAGUACAUCUACGAAGCACCUCGGAGCCUUGGGAUCGAGGACCAAGACCACCUUAUUCAUCUGCUGCCGCACGAUCUUAUUUUGCGGCCUCUCGCAGUGCUGCAACUACUAGCAUGCCCUCGUCGGGGCCAUCUCUAAAAAAGCAUCAAUCCUUAGGCAGUAGCAGAGGUAGUAGUACAGCGCACAAAUGGAGUACUUCACCAAGCUUUCAUUCCGGAUCUGAAGUUAACUCUCCGGGAAUUUUUACAUUUAGUGGAAAUUACCAAAGGGAUAUGUCUCCAGUUAGAUGGUGUGAUCGAGAGGUAGAUGGUGUUUACUUGGGAAAAUCAGGAUGGGUUCAAGUAGCGCAGCGAUCUGUAGAGGAUAACAGAAACAAGGCAAACAAAGCAAGUUACUCAAUUAACCUAGCAAAAUCAUUACAAUCUCGUCGAACGGGUGUGAAACUAGCAAAUUAUCAUUUCUACAGCGAACCAAGCAAGUGUCUUUCUUUUUCCCGUACAGCCAGCAUUGAUUCUCAAGCAGAAAAACGGUUGGAAGCACGCAAUGAACCAUCUCGACCUGAGCUGCCUAAAAUAGAUGUGCGACGUGAAUCUAACGUCGAUAACUUUCGAAGCUCCCAUCUGCAACGACCUGCUGCUCUUCAACUUCAAACAAUGAAUUUUGAAAGAAAGCACAAAUCUCCUUCUCCACUGCCAGAGCCUUCGUCUCCACCUUCUGUAACUCCAAUAAUAUCUCCACCGCCAGCCUUUCAGGAUAAAACUAAAAGUCCUGUUAAAUCACGCACAUUCUUUGGGAAAACGCCUUUUCUUCCUCGCUCAAAUGCCAUUGUAGAUAGUGAUAAUAGCCCACCUAGUUCACCAAUAAGAGGUGGUAAGUGGAUAACCACUGCUCCAAACGCGCCUCAGCAGUUGACCAAGCCAAAACAAAUAGUAAUUAGAACUUCACCCGGAAUUGAAAAGCCACCAAGAGCUUUUAAAAAGGUACCACAAACAAAGUCUUUGGAAGAUACUACAGCAACUAGAAGAAUGCAGUUUAAACACCAAUAUGGAUCAUCAUCGAGUUCAUCAAGCUCUAUGGGAUUUAGAAGCCUUGACAGUUGCUUAAAUCGCACCAAUAGCGUUAUGCCUAAAUUAGUUGAAAAUACGGAUUCUUCUGUUGAUGCAUGUGGUGACGCUGACGAAGAAGACAAUAAUAGCUCUUCCGCGAAUACGAACGUGUUCAAUCCUAAUCUUCUGCAGGCAGAAUUUAACAGGAAAUUAUCGCCUUCCGGAAGAGCUAAGACCAUACAUCAGCGAAAUCAACUACGCAGAUCACCAGCAGGUUCUGAUACAAAACCUUCACCGGCAUCAUCUUCCUCAAGCAGUAAUGAAUGCAUAUCACGAUCGUCACCGACUCCUCAACACCCAACAGUUAUUCGGCGAAAUACAGCAAGAAGUCAAUUUCAACCGCCUAAACCUCCAAUACCCGACGACCCCUUAUCGAGAGUAAGAAGGUCUAGAAGUUUACAGUUGCCCGAACGGCAACCUCCUACAUUUGAAAGAAGUCAAAAACUUUCACCUCAGCAUCCUGAUCAUAGGAUGAAGAUGGCUGGUGACCGGCUUUCCUAUCCUCCCCCCACUCCUCCUCCUUCUUCAACUUGUGAUAGACCGCAAAAUGUUUCUGGAAAAUCUUCUUCAAUUGAACGCACUGAAUUAAUGGAUGAGGAACUAUUAAGGGAAGCAGAGGUAGUUGCUGGUUUUCUUUACGGAAAUAGGUCUAGGGCUGCUGCGCAAGCGUUGCUAAUGCAUAGGUAUAACAAUAACAAUAUUUCGAUCGACGAAAAGAAUAAAGACUCCAAUCUUCAAUCGCUAAAUAACGAACUAACAGUUUACUACGUUGGAAAUAAUAGGAACGAGAGGCAGCGGGUAUUACUUCGUGGUGCUACCAGUCCAAGCUUACCAUCAAAUAAAAGCAGUUUCGAUAAUGUUAAAGACAAUUUUGAAGUUAAGGGACCAUGUAGUCCCGAAAUAUGUGCUUUUUGGCCACAUUGUGCUCACAGAGAAAAUAUUAGUCGGGAACCUCAAUACAAUAUGCGAUCGUCCCAGAGCUAUCCGUCUCAUCAAAGAUCGUUGGAUUCCGUCACAACAAGUGAUUCAAGCAGAUCUGCAUCAACGGUUAUCGAAAAGAAAUCACAAGAACAAUACAUUCCCUCACAGCCAAGUCGGCGAGCUGAUUCCGAAACACGAGGGGCCCGAAAACCGCAGCAGGAAUAUCGCAGAAUCAGCCCCAAUCGGCCUUCCGCAACAGGCAGCAGCACGAGACGGAACGGUGCCCCGGAAGUGCCGGUUCUCGAACGAAAAACAUCUACUCGGACUGGUAACUUAAGCGGUUCUUCUUCGGGUAGUGAUGUAUGGAUUAGCGGGUCAAGAGUUUCUUCUAUUCGAGGCUCCAGGGCGUCAACACCUGUGGAAAAUUAUUUGGAUAAGGAUAAAACUGUGCUUUCACGCCCUGGUAGCGCUCCUAUGCAGGAAGUCCCCUCUGAUAUGCUGGUACCUCAACAAAGAUCCAUGUCACUGCCAAAGACCUUUUUGGCCGGAAGUGAUGCUUUUUCUGGAUGCAGAUCCGGUUUAUAUCUACAAAGUGGUCAAAUAUCCAAAAACAGGCAUGGAACUGAAAGUCUUAGCUCAUCUCCAGGUAUAUAUCGAAAAAUUCCCAUUCCAGAAGUGGCUCAAACCGCCCCAGCUACACCUCUUCACGAAACACGACUGGGAAGAUCUCCAAUUGAAAGUGAAAGAAGACCUAUUGCUACAUCAACCCCACAUUUAUCAGAUUCACAAAGAGAUUCAAGAAGAUGGAGCGAACAGGCAAGCGGUAAUAGUGAUGAAUCACUUAGUCCUAGUCUGUCUGAAGAAGCUGCGUUUAAUUCAAAUACAUCAAAAAAUGCUAGUGAAAGUAUCUUGCAAAAAUUUCGACAAACAAUUUCAUCGCAUUUGAGUCAACGUAAAUUAAGCAAAGAUAGCUGCGCCUCUGAAGAUACAGCUUCGGAAGCAUUGCCAUCCGGAGAAGAUUCAUCACCGAGGCAUACCAGCACAAUAAUAUCUAUAGGUGGAACGUGUAAUACCGAGAGAGAUGAUAAUGUUAAACAAAGCAAUCAAAAAUAUCGAUUUGGACCACUGGUGUGGCACUCAAGCAAGGAACGAGACAAGCUAAACAAAGCAGCCAGAAGUGCAAAAUGCAACAGCGGGGACAGCGGCAUUCAAAUUGAGAUACCUGGCAGUUGUGGAGGUACUAGUGGGGAAAGCGAAACAUAUGACACCGAUAGGGCCUCCUUCGAUAACUCACCAAUUUUCCAACGUAAACCUAAUCGUAAAGCCUUGAGACCCUACUCAGAAAGCACUUCAAAAUCUUGGCUUAAUAAGGCCGACGUAAAACAGCAACGACACCAAAGUCCACGCCUUAGCAGACCAAAGGAAGUCCGACGUACCCGCAGCGACCUGGGUGGUCAACAAAUGCCCGCUUGUUAUGAGCAAAGACAAACCGCAGGCCGCCUAUUGUGUAGUAUGGAGUCCUCGAAGCGACCACUUAGUCCUCGUAAACGGCCACCCGAAGGCUACCCAAACGUUAUUUUGCGCAGUAAACAUAAUCAUGAUAGGCGAUCAAACGGACUAGGCUUAAGACGGUCUCUAAGUCAACCGAUAGAUAUUGAUAAAAUUUCGGCGGAAACGGUUGUUAAGUCUCCAAACUUCAGCGAAGAGGAACAUGAGCAGCAUAGAGUUAGCCGAGUAAGCAAUACUUCAGAUGACGGAUCUGAUUCUGACGUAUCGUCAGUAGCCUCUCUAACCAGGCAUAAAAAAAAUUCCCAUGAUCCAAAUAACUAUGAAGAAUUACUAUGCAUAAAAGCUGAAGCCGUAUUCGAUCAUGUAGCUAUCGAAGAAAAUGAACUACCGUUUGGAGCCGGAGAUGUUAUCGAAGUUGAAGAUACUCACGAUCGCGAAUGGUGGUGGGGUACGAAUGGUUCGCGGCAUGGUUGGUUUCCUGCUCAAUUUGUUCGUUUACGGGUUAGCCAAGAUGAUACAGUUGAGGACUGCUUGGCCGCUAUGGCUUCGGGAAGGAAGGUGUCAAUGCAAAUUCGUAGGAGGCCUAGUAUAUCAUUUUUAUCCAACGUCGAAGUAAGAACUAAGGUGGUGCGGGAAAUUGUGGAAACCGAAAGGGAUUUUGUAAAAGUGUUACGAGAUAUAACCGAGGGUUAUAUGUCACAGUGUAAAAAAAAUGUACAUAUGUUUAGUGAUGAACUAAUUUCUACAAUUUUUAUUAAUUUAGAAGAGAUAUUUGAAUUUCAAUUAGAUUUUCUCAAAGACUUAGAAAAUUGUAUGGACUGGGAUGCACCUUAUAAAAGUUGUAUCGGUGAAUGUUUCUUGAAACAUAGUGACAAAUUUAAAAUCUAUUCGGAAUAUUGCAAUAGUCACCCAAUGGCAAUAGCGGAGUUGCAACAGCUAUACAAAAAUGACGCGUAUAGAGAGUUCUUCGAAGCAUGUAGAAUGUUACAAGGUGUGAUUGAAAUACCCCUAGACGGUCAUUUACUUACCCCUGUACAAAGAAUUUGUAAAUAUCCUCUUCAGUUAGCAGAACUGCUAAAAUACACAAGAACUGAUCAUGAAGACUAUGCAAAUAUUAAGGAGGCUCUGGAGGUGAUGCGAGGCGUUGCUAUGCUCAUCAACGAACGAAAACGACGGAUGGAAAGCUUGGAAAAGUUAGUAGCCUGGCAGCAAAGAGUGGAUAACUGGGAGGGCGAGGAUCUCAUUGAAGUAAGCUCGCAACUAAUCCUGCAGGGAGACGUAGUCCGGGUAACAACCAGCCAAAAACCCCGAUGGACUAACAAUGUCACACUUUUUCUAUUCGAUCAUCAAAUUGUAUAUUGUAAAAAGGAUAUGCUUAAGAGAAAUACCUACAUAUAUAAAGGACGAAUCUAUUUAGAUAAUACAAAAAUUAUUGACGUUCCUGAUGGCAAAGAUCCCUCUUUACACCUCAAUUAUCGCAAUGCCAUAAGAAUAGAAAUAAGAAACGAUAAUUGUUUAGUGUUUUGCUGCCGUUCGGCGGAAGAGAAACAGACAUGGUUAAACGCUUUUGAGGAAGAACGGAGGUUAGUUACUCAGGACAAGAACAAUGGCUUGGAUUUACCCCCUUCGGCGCGAGAUUUAGCUCGAAUAGCUUCUGCACGGCAACAGAGACCUCCUAGAAAGCUGACUCGUGGCCUAAAUCUCAAACAACAACGCGGGCAAAUAAGUUCUUCAAUGUUGCAACUUAAUGUUACCCCAUCAAAUACACAUAUAGGGCGAAAAAUGGUUGGUUGGUUUUUCAGCGGAGGAAAGAAGUAAUACAGGAUUUUGUCAUCUCAGGAACCGCUACUUCUUUGUUAAGAAUGCUAAAAUGUAUUUAUGUAUUAUACCUAUAUUAAUUUUUAAUGAUAAGGAACAUAUCAUCCUUUAAGACUGUAAGGAACAAAUAUCUGUUUAUAAUAAUAAUACUGAAAAUAUGGUAAGAUCAUGUUUUCUAUUGCUACUGCAAUACUAUGGUAAUUGCCAAUUACUUCUCUCAUUGAAAUACUUGUAUGUGGAAACGAUGCUAAUAAUGGUUUUUACAAGUCGAUGUACGAAAUAGUAUUUAGCGUUUAAGGAAAUAUUUUGGGGUAAUGUCUUGUAAAAAUUUUACACAAUCUUUAUACUCAAAUGUGGCUAGAGCCGAAUAAUGUAUCAACAAUAACUAAAGAAAACUAUCUGAUUAUCGUAGUUUAACUACUUAUAAUAAAACAGUCAAAACGUUGCAUUAUUGUAAAUAAAAGAACGUAUGUAAAUGAUAUUAAUCGCUGUAUAAUAAUCGUUAUUUGUGUUUAAUAGACUGACUAUUUGAAAGUAUGCCUAUGUCUUCUACAAACUUUUCUAUCGCUUGAAAUUUCUGGACUAAGCGUAAAACAAUAGAACUAAAAUAAUAUAUAUACUGCUUCAGUAAAGGUAAUAUAUAAUUAUAUAUAAAUUAUGUAUGUAAGUUUAGAGCAGCACACUUUAUAAGUUAGUCUCGAAAUGGACUCUUUAAAAUAAAGUGUUCUAUGAAUAUGGGAUUGGAUUAAAUUUUUCGCAGCCUCUAAUAAAAUCAGUUUUUGUCAAAUAAAUGUCUUUAAAUUCAGUCAUUUUUAAAACUCAGAACCUAGCAAAAAAAGGUGAAAUAUCCUGGAGUAAUAUUAUUAUGAGUACAUCACCUAUUAUUAUAUAGCUGCAUCUAUUAUUAUAUUAUAAUAAUUGUUUAUCAGUGUUGUUAAUUGUGUCGUUACUAAAAUUCAGGCUGUGAAAGGUUUAAAGCAAAAAUCAGUUUUUUACUGCUGAAUUUCAUUCAAUUUGUUCAAUAUAACCAAUAUGAUAGUUAAUUUAAAGUGUGUCUUAUAGCUCUAUUAGAGUUUAUACAGUUGAGGACAAAAUAAUAGCAGUAUGUGCAUAACGAAAAGAAAAAUGUAUUUUUAUUGAGAAAAUAUAAGUAAAGUAAAUAUAUUUUUAUGUAAUGAAAUACACAAUAACAUAUAUGUUAAUAUUAAUAAAUAACAAUAAAAAAGAAACUUAUGUAUUUGUAUACUAAAAAAUAAAAAAUAUAUCUCUUAAUUGUAUGGUCAUAAUAAAAGCAGUGUUUGAAGAAAAAAAAAUUAAUUAAAAAAACUAUUUUAGAAAAAUCAAAAAAAGUGCAUGUACAUUUUAUAUAACGCUUUAAUAAUUUAUGUUAAAGCCUUUGUUUGCUGCUUCACAUCGUCGUGGCACAGAGUUUACAAGAUCUUGGCAUCUCGAUAACGGGAUACUAUGCCAGGAUUUGCUAAUAACUGUCCAGAGUUCUUGAUUUUUUGGUUUCUCACGUGAUACAGCAUCCUUAAUGUUUCCUCACAAAUUCUCGAUGGGAUUGAGAUUUGGACUGCGCAGGCCAUUCUACCAUAUUAAUGUUGUAAUCAAUUAAAAAUUGUUUACAGAGACGGAUGCUAUGUUUCGGAUCAUUAUCAUGCAUGUAGAAGUGGCAUUUCAUAUUCUGCAAAAGGUAGCAUAACCUCCCGUAAAUUAUCGACAUAAAUAUGAGUUUUAAGAAUUAUGUUUAUUAUCCAAUAUAUUGGUCCUACUCCAUAAUAUGAAAAACUGGCCCAUAACAUAAUUUUAGAACCACCGUUAAUCGUCUUAAUGGUGAAUUUAGGUUGAUAAGCGGUAUUCAAUGGGCGUCUAACGUAUGUUCUACAUCCUGUAUUACCAAACAAAACUAUUUUGCUUUCAUCUGACCAUAAAAUAUUUCGCCAUUUAGACGCAGGUCAUGCUGAAUGUUCCUUUGCAAAUUUUAUUCUGUUCUUAAUUUGUCUUUUAUUUAAUACUGUCACUUUUCGUGGGCUUCUGGCAAACAAAUUAGCUUCUCUUAAUCGAUGUCUUAUAAUUCGACUGGAAACAUCCAGUCCUACAAGGUCUUGGAGUUGAGAUGCAGAGGCAAAUGGGUUUUUUCUUUGAGGGUCGAAUUGAAAGUUUUUCCUGUCUAUUUGUAGUUUUGCGUUUACGACCACGGGUUUUGAUUUUGGGCUGCCAUCUUAAAGCAUUUGCUACCAUUAUAGCUGAACAUUCCAUUAUUCCUUAUAUUUGCAAAUAUGAUUUUCCCUGAGCGCGUAGUUUUCUUAUUACUUCGCGCUUUUCUUGAGAACAAUGUUUAUUUCUGCCCAUCUUUCUAAAAAAAGUUUAUUUUCAAAGAUCACAAUAUAUCAAACAUACCAGUAGAUUAGAAAAACUCAUCAAAUUCCUAAAGCAUCCAAUAACAAAUAAAUACUACUAUUAUUUUGACCAUCUAAAAUGCAGGUCUCACUACAACUGGAUAAAAUAUGUUUGUUAUCGGCUUUUAAAUACAGGUACUAUCUUAGUACUUUGUUCGUUGGUAUUUUUAGAACAAAUAUUUUGUUUUGCUUUAGAAUUUGUGCAUAACAGGUUUGGAAUGCGAAUAUUUAAUUUUAUCCAACUACUGCUAUUUUGACCACAACUGUAUAUAGCCUAUAAUAUUUUAAAAGUAUUGGGACACGGAGCGGAUAGCCUGGUAUUUUAGGGAAAAAUAUUCCUGUAGAUAUGUGGAACGUUUUUAAUAAAGAAACAAAACUUUUAUUUUGUAAAUAUAGAAACAAAAUCAAUUAUGAAAUGAUUAAUCUGCAAGAGAUGUUUAAAGUGAUUUUCUCUAGCUCAAACGAAAAUCUAAUCUUUCUCAUCGACUCCAGAACUCUUUUAAUGAAACCAUGGCCAGGUCUUAUUGAGUUACGCCCAGUAACUAUCGUUUUAUUUCUUAAAUCUAGGAGAGUAGUAUAAAUUAAUGUCUUAAAAUAGACUAGUGGACAAUCGUACAUAGACCACAUUAUAUCUAUUGCAACCAAUACGAAAACCUUGCAGUAUUUAUCAUCGAUAAAUUUUUCUGGUAGAAAUAUCAGUCCACUUAAAGAACCAUCAGCAAUUCAGCCCAAACGUUCAACCAAAACUGAAGAACAAUUUUCAAGUACCUUGUGAUUAUUGUGAAAAUAAUUUAAUUUCUUGAGCAAUUAGCUUCAUGGAUAAAAAGAAUCACUUUUAGUAACUCAAAAUUAAGAACCAAAGUAUGUAAAGAAAAAUUAGAAGGCAGACGUUUCUAAUAUUAAGACACAUAUAUCUGUUUCAUGAAACAGAAUCGAAAUUACAUUCGCGAAACCAAUUCGAAUCUACAGCCGUUCCUAAUAUUUGAAAUUUUGUUAAAAAAUUUGUUGUAAGUUUAACGUUUGUUGUUAAUUACUUUGCAAGUCCAAUGUAAAUCAAAAAUUGUUUUAUCAAAAAAGGAAUGGAGAAGAUUAGAUAGUUUAAAAAUACUAAGAGUUUUAUUUUUGCUUUAUUAAAAAAGUACAUAUAUUAAAGCGGUCCUAUUUUUCUGUCUAAUAACACAGGGCCCGCCCUUCAUGCAAGUUUUUUUGAAUUUCGGGUCUACUCUAAACAAAGUAAAUAAAAAACUACUAAGACACACAAUUAGAAUUGAAUUAGCUUGCGCAUUAUUUUGUUACUAUAUUUAGUUAACGCACUGCAUUGCUACAUAUUCUCUAUUACAAUAAAUACUACUACCCCAUCUGACUUAGUAAAGUCCAGUGCAACGAUAUAUUAGAAUGGUCAACCGUCCAUGACCCGUUUUGACGGGUGACCAUUCUAAUAUAUCGCUGCACUGGACUUUAACAACUAAUUAUUCAAUAUUAGAAGCUCCGGAGCUUUUUGACAAAUGAAAUGCCAAAAAGAAAAAAAUCACAUAAUCUCAUUUCACCUAACAGUUCAAAAUGGACAGAAAGUCAGAAAAAGAGCAAGAACCUAGAAAUAUGUUAACGCACAAGAUAUUUCAUCUAAAAUCAUCAAUUUGGUGAUUUCAGUUUUUGUUGCGUUAUUUUAUUUUUCCUAGACUCGAUUAGUCCAAAUUCUGAUAAAUUUGAUGCUACUAAGCUAAAAAAAGAAUUUAACGGAAUUUCACCUUAAAUUAUUCUGGUCAUAGUUGUACGCUAGUCUUCCGAAUAUUAUUGUUACCGAGUUGUAUAAUGGUUAUGAGCGCAAUAUUUUGCUGCGCAAGUAAUGUAAGCAAAUAUAUAUGUAAUUAACCCAAAUGUUGUAAAAUUUAUUAAACAAUGCGGUAAACAUACAUAUUGUAAACUCUUGAUAUAUUUGUAAAUUCUAAUUUUACAGUCCCCUUUUUGACAUUAUUUACACCUGGAUUCAUGCGCUAUAUGAAAUCUAAAAUAUGUGCGAGUCUACGCAUCUAUCGUAAAUAUAUAAAUAUAUGGGAUUUCCAGAUCAACAAUAUGAACAAAAUCCUCCAGUUUUAAUUUAAAUAAAAAAUUAAACUCUGUCUUGAUUAUAUUUUUAAUAGUUUAUAUAGGAUAACAAAAUAACAGAAAAUAUAAAGGUAAUAUAUUCACAAAGUUUCUUUUUUUUUAAUACACAGUCAUUUUGAACUGAACUUCUGCUUGGCAAGGAAAAUUUGCUUCCUUAAAGCCCUAAAAUGUUUGUCCUGAUUUUUAUGUUAGGCCCAGUUGCAUCCAAUUGUUCAAUCAAUGUUUUUUGGCCAAACUCAAAAGUAAGAUCUAAAUUUGAAAUUACUAAUCCCUAUAGUAAUUUUAUAAGACAUAACGCACGGACCAUAAUUGCCCAUUAACCUUUCUCGAACGUUUUAUGAAAAGCAGUGUUAUUAUGGGCAAAUGGUCCUGCUAAGUUUUUUCAGAAGGUUUCUGUUAGCAAAAGGUGUCCUGCAUUACUUAGUUCAGAUUAACGAGCAGUUUCAGGUGACUUGUUUUUUUUUAACCUAAGUGAUUAUUGGUUCAAUCUAUUGUCUUUGGCUAAUAUUUACGUUUUAAGUAUUUAGAUAUACUUAACAUUCAGUAAAUUUAUUGUGAAUAAUAUAUUAAUAACUAAUUGGAUUUGUUAUCUAAAAAGAAAUGAUCACAGAACAAGUCAUAAUCUACAAAGCCAUCUUCAAUCUUAAUGGAUUUUUUAAAAUGUAGAUGUUAUAAAAAAAAAGUCCCACGAAAAAUACGCAGUUUUAAGGAAUACUUAAAGGACUGUUUACUUCGAUGAUUUCAUCAAGCUCCUUUAAAAUAAUGCUCUCUCUGCAAGUGGCUGAUAGUGUGUCGUCUUCUGGAUCUUGCUGGAUGACAUGAUUAGUUUGGACAGCUUUAAAAAUGACAAUAUGAAAUUUGACAUUAUGAUAAAUACAUUUGUGGCAAAUAACAUGAAAUUAUUUAUAUAUCUACCUGAAAAAGAAAUAAAUCCAAUAUCGUUUACUUUUGUUUAUUUUUCGUUUUUUACUGUACCUUAUAUCAUCUUUAUGGUGAGAUAAGAGUUCCAAGAACUGAUUUUUCUAGAAUUUACCUUGAUAAAUCAUCAUCGAGACUUGGAGUUUAAUUUUUUCAUUUUAUACGAAAUUAUAUCAUGUUUACGUAAAUGAAAUAAUUUUUCUAAUAAAGUAGGUUUUCAUAUCGUGAUGGAUAUGAGUAUCUUUUAAAAAAAAUAGUUUUAAAAGUUUCUGUAAUUUUAUUCUAGUGUAUAAUGGAGUUUUAAUUACUCUUUAAACCUGUAGUAGCUAUUUCUUCACCCAUACAAUAAUGCUCUCUGUAAGGUGCCAAAUUAAAUGUCUACAGGGACUAUGUUGAAAAUAUUGUAUUGUUAAACUACUAAUAGUUUAUUAUAUACACUUUUAGCAAUGUAUUAAAAAGCGUUAACUAAAAACGAUUUGUUGAUUAUUUUUAUAAUAUAUAAUCUGUCGACGAAUUAUGCAAGUAAAACAUAAGACAAGAAGUAGAAUAAAUACUUGCAAAGCAUCACCGACAACAAUAACUAUUUUGAAGUUUCAAACUGUUUGAGCCAAGAUACUGUUAGUGCUAAGUAAGUUCAAGUUGUAAACUGUGACUAAUACGUUAUAAGACAUGUUGUAAAAGUUAAUAUUAAGCGUGUUAGAUGAAGGUAUUUCAGAAUUAAAUUAAACCAUUAAAUAACAAAACUUAUUUUCAUACAGACUUUGAUGUAAAUUGUAACAAUAUUUACCAUACCAAGUCUAAAAUUUGGGAUAGGUUACACAGGCUGUAUAAAAAUCAUCUAUUAAACUUAUGUUGCCUGAGUAAGCUCAAUUUUUUUAGAACCCUUAUGACAGAAAAUUUAACUGUGUUCUUCCUAUUGAUAUUUAUAAACAAUGAGUCUUAAAAUUUUUGAUUAUAAGUAAAAAUAAAAUAUCCGUAUUUUUUCUGGUAUUCACGGAUUAAGCUAUAAGAAUCCAUUAUUCGAGCCAAUGGUGUUUUCUGAAGUAAGUACACUAAUUUUAAAAAUAUCCUAACCGAUACGAAAAUUCUAAUUUCUGAGGUACUCUGCUAUAUAUGGUAUGGUCAGUACCCGGCAAAUAGAAACCAAUCACAAAAUGAUCCUAUAGUGAUGUAUAUUUUAUUAACAAAGUCAUUUAAUGCAAUAGGUAAUGUUUAAUUACCCUUGGGUAAUUCGUUUUUCUUUUGUAUGUGUGUGAAUAUGAAAAUGUACUCUUUUCUCUUGCCUGUUUCAUUUUACAUCUCUUAUUAACAUCCUAACUAUCCUAUUAUUUGGCUUUUAUUUUAGAAGAUCUGAAUAAUUUAAUAAAUUUUCUGAUUUUUUGGGCGUUUUCUCUGAAAUUUGUUAAUGUGUAUUUUUUUAAAUUAUGCUGAAAGUGCCGAAACAAUAAUACGAUUUUAUGUUUUUAUCUAUGUAAUUAUUUUUUUAAUGAAAAUAAUUUUAACAGCCUUUAAAUUCUCUAUACAAAAUCUAUGUACAUAUUUCACUUCAAACAUGAUACGUGAAAUAUAUAUAUUCCUGGUAAAUUAUUAAGCCUCCCACAUCAAUCAGUCAUAUCGUAUAAAUAAUGAUUAGUGCCAAAUAAGGAUUACGCAUAAUUGUCUAAUCGUAUAUACGUCACCUUUAGCAGUAAACAAAAAAAAUAUCCCCUACAGUAAAUUUUAAAACUUUUAGAUUAAUACUUUUAUUUUAAUUUUUAAAUAAUAUUCAGUUAGUUAAAGUUUUUUAGAAUUACUAUUAUACAACAAUUUAUUAAAUAUUUUUUACUAAAGACUUGUGUAGAAGUCCUUAAUUUGUACUAGCAGCCAAAAAUUGUUUCCAUUAAAAUAAACUGAUAUUAGGAGGACGCACAAUUAUCCACAUAAAGGUCGUUAAUUAAAUAACACAGGGUAUUAGUUGAUGCAAAAACAUCGUCUAUUUAUCUAUACUCUAUCUACAUCUUUAUAUUGUUCUAUGACGUUUGUAUAUAUAAUUUAUUAUGAGUGUGUUAAGGUUAGUUACUUUAUCUUAUAAAAAAAACUAUCGUGUGCUUGGACCAAAGCUGACACUAUCAGUGUUUUAUUAUACAAACUUGUAUGUAUACUUGUAAUUGUUGAUAUAUAUAUUUAUAUAUAUUUGUUAAUGCAAAGUAUAUUAUGUAUGUUUUUUUAUUUUCUGUAUAUGUUAGUGUAGGUUUUCCACCUUAUUGUUUUCUUCAUUUAGAAAUUAAGCUGUUAAAUUAGGCUAUAAUAAUAAAAGCAAUAACGUGUUAACUAACUGAGGUUUUAUUUGCAUUCGCGCAAUAUGAAUGUAUCAGAAAUGGUUAAAAUAUGUAGAGCACCUAUUGCGCUCCUACUGCCUAUUUGUUUUUCAAAUAAAAAUAAAUUCCACAACACG
Molecule: messenger RNA, 14132 nt
Organism: Anthonomus grandis grandis
Lineage: Eukaryota; Metazoa; Arthropoda; Insecta; Coleoptera; Curculionidae
Gene: RhoGEF3
Exons: 25
Coding region: 348-6275 (1975 amino acids)
Cellular component (GO): cytoplasm
Molecular function (GO): guanyl-nucleotide exchange factor activity; protein binding
Source: RefSeq, a predicted model, not a curated record